AGGUCGUUAUUUUUCUUCAUGGUGAGAUCAGCCGUAAAACCCGAUGGAACCCAUGCGGUGCCGCGGACCCGGCCCCACCUGAACCAAAUCAUGGUGGGUUUGGUGCUUCUUUCCAUGGGAAUUUUGAUCGUGUACAUGUAUCGAAUCAUUGAUGACCUGCACAACGAGCAGAAGGAUCUACGGGGGCAGAUCGUGGCCAUGGCAAACAGAGAAUGGCCUCAUCUCCUGUCGCAUCCCGGAAGUGACAAGUUCCUGGAGUCCAAGGACGAAGCCGUGGCAAGAAGUGGGCAGUCCAAUCGCUUCGCCAAAACCAUGGGCUCGUAUGAGGAGAGCAGACGACCCGUUGAGCACGUCGUGGAGGAAGUGCACCCAGGGUACAUGGCAGCCUUUGAAGUUCCAAGGGGCGAUCCUGAAAGCAAGCGACGUCUUGCUGGCUUCUACACCAUUGGCACGGCAGCAGGCGUCGGCUGCUACGAGGUGGCGGAUGCCGCCACCACCACCUACGACGUUUCGAGCGCCACGGCCUGCAGCAGCAACUCUUGCCCUGAUUGCUUCAUCACGCCGGGGACGGUUUCGCAAGACAUGACGAUCACCAUCAAUUCCUGCAGCUCGGCGCAGUGGAUCAGAUCCACCACCAGGACAGGCAUUUGGGAGUACAAGUUCAUCAACACCCAUGCCACCUACACCAUGAGCAUCACCGACAACAGCGGUAUCGGUAUCACCUACAAGGUGCCGCCGCAAAGCCACGUCACCGCCUGGUGCGCUGCCAGUUCCGGCACAGCUGACAGGCUACGUUUUCCCAGCACCACUGUGCCGACGCUUUCGGUGGACAGUGGUUUCACUCUCUCUGCUGGAGCCUUUGAUGCGAGCGCCAGCUCAGGAGCCUUUGACACCUCCUCUGGUACGGUCACCCUCCGUGGCAACACCGUGGUGAACGGGGCCAACACCUUCGCCACGGGCACCGGCACCGUGUCCCUCAACGGCGCCACCACCGUGGCCGAUUCGACGGCCUUCAAUGUGGGUUCCACCGCCGGCUCCGGCGGCGCCGCCACCUUCUAUGGGACGGUGACCAUCGGUGGCACAGGCAAUGGCGAAUCCACAUCCCUGACGGUGAACGGCGCCUUCGCCCAAGCCGAUGAUGGCGAUGGAACUGUAAAAACCUUUUCUACGGCCACCGGAACGGUCAGUAUCAACGGGGAUAUCAGCCAGGCUAGUGGCAAGAGCAUUACCCAAAGCGGUGCGGGCGCCAUUACUAGCGGCAGCGGCGCAGUGCAACUGAAUGGUGCGGUGACGAUCACGGGCAGCAACACCUUCACCAGCGGCACGGGCACGGUGACCUUGAAAGGCAACACCCUGGUGGACUCCACGAACACCUUCACAGUCGGAACAGCUGGGUCCGCAGGUGCCACCAUUUUGUAUGGCACUCUGACGGUGGGAGAUUCCACAGGAGCCGCUGCCACUACCUUGUACGGAGCCUUGACCCAGAACGAUGUGGGUGCAACGCCCUCCACCAUUACCUCUGGCACUGGAGCCAUCGCCUUGAAUGGUGAUGUUGAUGUUGCCGACAGCAAGUAUCUCCACAUGCUCGCCACGAGUUCUGGAACCUUUCAAACGGGCGUGGGCACCGUGACCCUGAAUGGCAACACCCAAAUUGCAUCUACCCGCACCUUUACCACGGGCUCGGGUGCUGUAUCCUUGCAGGGUGCCACCACCGUGGCACAAGGCAUUCAGUUCAACGUGGGAACUGGACCCGGCAACACCGGAAAUGCUGUGCUGUAUGGUCCUGUGGUCAUCGGCUCAUCAACCACCAACGCCGCAUCAAGACAGCUGACAUUGAACGGCCACCUGGUGCAGAAUGACGACUUGGACGGUACCGCGUCGCAGAUCACCUCGGGUACCGGUACAGCGGCCUUCAAUGGCGAUGUCACGGUGGCCUUUAACAAAGACCUGACGAUGUCCAACACAGGCACGGGCACCUUCACCACGGGCACGGGUGCGGUGACCCUGAACGGCGCCACCACAGUGAGCACCGGGAACACCUUCACCAUCACGGACCAGGGCAGCGCGAUUCAAUGCAAUCAGCCAGACACUGCGGCCAGUGAUCUCUGCAAGGCGAGUCGUUGAGGAUCCUCCGCGCCGUGGUCAUUUUCCGUCCGCCGUAAACGGUGCAGUGCGGUGCGGGGGCUGGUGGCGCGGGAUCAGAAUCUUCCCGUCGG
This is a messenger RNA of Cladocopium goreaui, 2216 nucleotides long. The record is from the annotation of a GenBank genome assembly. Lineage: Eukaryota; Dinophyceae; Suessiales; Symbiodiniaceae.